Sciurus carolinensis (gray squirrel) is the source of this 1639-nucleotide messenger RNA. It is a transcript of the gene Sptlc2, whose product is annotated as serine palmitoyltransferase long chain base subunit 2. Gene Ontology annotation, biological process: sphingosine biosynthetic process; ceramide biosynthetic process. Lineage: Eukaryota; Metazoa; Chordata; Mammalia; Rodentia; Sciuridae. Bases 170 to 1639 code for a protein of 489 amino acids. The record is from RefSeq and is a predicted model, not a curated record. Gene Ontology annotation, molecular function: pyridoxal phosphate binding; serine C-palmitoyltransferase activity. Gene Ontology annotation, cellular component: serine palmitoyltransferase complex. The transcript has 10 exons.
UCGCGUCCUCCCGAGAGCGGGCCCCGCCUCCGUGUGACGGCCGCACCGGGAAUUGGCGGCGGCGCUGCAGCCAUUUCCGGUUUCGGGGAGGUGGGUGCGGUGCGGAGCGGGACUUGGUGCUGCCGCCGCUGCCUCCAGAGCCUGCCUUGUGCCUGGUGCCGGCCGGACGAUGCGGCCGGAACCCGGAGGCUGCUGCUGCCGCCGCCCUGCGCGGGCGAACGGCUGCGUGGCGAACGGGGAAGUGCGGAACGGGUACGUGAGGAGCAGCUCCGCCGCCGCCGUAGCCGCAGCCGCUGCCGACCAGAUUCAUCAUGUUACAGAAAAUGGAGGACUAUAUAAAAGACCAUUUAAUGAAGCUUUCGAAGAAACGCCCAUGCUGGUUGCUGUGCUCACAUAUGUGGGGUAUGGGGUACUGACCCUCUUUGGAUAUCUUCGGGAUUUCCUGAGGCACUGGAGAAUUGAAAAGUGUCACCAUGCAACAGAGAGAGAAGAACAAAAGGACUUUGUGUCAUUGUAUCAGGAUUUUGAAAACUUCUAUACAAGGAACCUCUAUAUGAGGAUAAGAGACAACUGGAAUCGACCUAUCUGCAGUGUGCCUGGAGCGAAGGUGGACAUCAUGGAGAGACAGUCUCAUGACUACAACUGGUCAUUCAAGUAUACAGGGAAUAUAAUUAAAGGUGUUAUAAAUAUGGGUUCCUACAACUACCUUGGAUUUGCACGGAACACUGGAUCAUGUCAAGAAGCGGCUGCCAGAGUACUAGAGGAGUAUGGAGCGGGAGUGUGCAGUACUCGGCAGGAAAUCGGAAACCUGGACAAGCAUGAAGAACUAGAGAAGCUUGUAGCAAGGUUCUUGGGAGUAGAAGCUGCUAUGACAUACGGCAUGGGAUUUGCAACAAAUUCAAUGAAUAUUCCUGCCCUUGUUGGCAAAGGUUGCUUAAUUCUGAGUGAUGAGCUAAACCACGCAUCACUAGUUCUAGGAGCCAGACUGUCGGGAGCAACCAUUCGAAUCUUCAAGCACAACAAUAUGCAAAGCCUAGAGAAGCUGUUAAAAGAUGCCAUUGUUUAUGGUCAGCCUCGGACACGAAGGCCCUGGAAGAAAAUUCUAAUUCUUGUGGAAGGAAUAUAUAGCAUGGAGGGGUCUAUUGUUCGCCUUCCUGAAGUGAUUGCCCUCAAGAAGAAAUACAAGGCAUACUUGUAUCUGGACGAGGCUCACAGCAUCGGUGCCCUCGGUCCCACAGGUCGAGGUGUGGUAGACUACUUUGGCCUGAAUCCUGAAGAUGUUGAUGUCAUGAUGGGAACUUUCACGAAGAGCUUUGGUGCUUCUGGAGGAUAUAUUGGAGGCAAGAAGGAACUGAUCGACUACCUGCGCACACAUUCUCACAGUGCAGUGUACGCCACAUCCCUGUCACCCCCUGUGGUGGAGCAGAUCAUCACCUCUAUGAAGUGCAUCAUGGGGCAGGAUGGCACCAGCCUUGGCAAAGAGUGUGUGCAGCAGUUAGCUGAAAACACUAGGUAUUUCAGGAGACGCCUGAAGGAGAUGGGCUUCAUCAUCUAUGGAAAUGAAGAUUCUCCGGUGGUGCCUUUGAUGCUCUACAUGCCAGCCAAAAUUGGGUACGUCUUAUUGGAGGUCACUGGAUGA